AUGCUUCGCUGCUUCGCAACCAUUUAUGUAUCUCCUAAAGAGGUGGAGAUUUACCUCAGCUCUCACUUAGAGAACAUCCUGCUCACAACCUUCUACGCUGUCAUCUUCGUCCUCUCAGUCCCGAGUAAUGCCCUGGCACUUUGGGUGUUCUCCCACCGCAACAUCAACAACACCCCUUCCAAAGAGUUUCUGAAGCACCUGGCUAUAGCGGACAUGUCCUAUGUCUUGGUGCUCCCGAUGCGAGUGAUUUACCACAUGUCAGAGAGCCACUGGCCUCUUGGUGAAGGGGCCUGUCGUGUGGUUGGUUUCCUGUUCUUCGUCAACCUCUACUGCAGCAUGUACUUUAUGACUUGUAUCAGCGUAGACCGUCUGUUGGCUUGCACUGUGCCACACAAAACUCACAGCCUGAGAAAGACCAGGAAUGCCAAAGUGGUAUGUGCGGUGCUGUGGGUCAUGGUGACUAUUUCCAUGUUACCUGUCCUGUUCUCUAAAAGGGAAGUGACUAGACAAGUGCAGAAUAAUGUGACAGUGUGUGAAAAGCUGUACAUAGAGCAGUCCUCCAAUCCCACCGGCGCGUUGGUGUCAACUGCCAUUGCAUUUUUGAUACCUCUGGUCACCCUGAGCAUUUCUUACAUUCUUAUAUUUGCCAAAGUGAAAAAGAUGACUUUUAAAGAAAGGACACCUGCUCAGCGUAAGGGAAUGAGAAUGAUCGUUCUAACUGUGGUUAACUUCCUAAUUGCAUUUGUGCCCUAUCAUAUUCAACGCUUCGUGUUUAUCCGACAGCACGACGACAUGUCAAAGUCAGAAUCUGAAAGGCAAAUGUUGCAUUUAGGAAAUCGCAUCACUUCAGCUUUAACAUGCGUAAGUGGAGUGUUGGAUCCUGUCAUGUACUUCUUUCUGGCUAGAAACUAUCGAGAGACCCUUCUGCAGCUUUGUGGUAGAAACCCCAAAGAUGAACAAUCCACCACAUGAUCUUCUCAACUGCUUCUCACCAACCGCCAGACCUACUAAAACUCAGUAUGUGUAAAACAAAGUUUAGUGUGAAAGUGGGAGAGAUACGGUUCAGUUCAAGCGGAUUCAUACAGAAACGUUUUGAACCAUGACACGUACGUUUAUUUUACUUUUUGAUUCUGUCAACCGUUAUCAUUUCUCAAAUAAUUUAUUGUAUAUCAUUUUGUCCUAUAUAUCUAAAUGCUUUCAGUUGUUUCAAAUAAAAUAUUCUUUCAAAAUC
This is a messenger RNA of Puntigrus tetrazona (Sumatra barb), 1231 nucleotides long. Its product is annotated as uracil nucleotide/cysteinyl leukotriene receptor-like. NCBI's taxonomy places the organism in Eukaryota, Metazoa, Chordata, Actinopteri, Cypriniformes, Cyprinidae. Gene Ontology annotation, cellular component: membrane. The record is from RefSeq and is a predicted model, not a curated record. Gene Ontology annotation, molecular function: G protein-coupled receptor activity. Bases 1 to 972 code for a protein of 323 amino acids. The transcript has 2 exons. Gene Ontology annotation, biological process: phospholipase C-activating G protein-coupled receptor signaling pathway; positive regulation of Rho protein signal transduction.